GGUUAUGAUUUUUAUUUUGUGAAAAACAAUGAUCAAUUUCAAUUUAUUAAAGCGCUGGUCUUAGAAAGAAAUAUCGAAAAUCAUUUUAGUCACAGAAAUGAGUUUGAAGGAAAAGCAUUUUUACGAACAAAACCUAUUCUCGCCUUAUCUUCGAGCAAAAUGACGAAUCUUAAUUUGGUGUUACUUCCAUUGGAUGUUUUAGCAACAAUAUUCGCGUAUUUAGAAAUAUCUGAUCUCCGUAAUGUUAUGUUAACAUGUAAGAGCUUAAAGGAAAUCAUCGUUAACGAAACUCGUAUAUGGCGACCUAGAAUUCACAACAAACUAAUAAUACAAUUUUACAGUGAUAACAACACAUUCAACUUGUAUAACAGAUGCAGGAUAUCACAUAACUGGAGGAAUGGCAUUUUUAAAAAUAAGGUUAUCAUACAACAUAAUACAAAUUACAUGCCCUGGAUGAAAUUUCAUGAAUCUAAAGCUCUGUUUCUGUCAGUCGGUGCAAACCUACAGUGUUAUUCUAUUGACAGGAAAGGUCUACAUAGAAAUAAUCUGCUAUGGACUCUACCAGUACCUACUGUUAAAAGAGAUGAUAUACGUACAAACGAUAUAUCAAGAUUUGUUUAUAAAGGGCGCCUACUAGCUUGUGGAAAUAGGGAUGGAUCUGUUGCAGUUUUUGACAUGGAAGAUUAUACCAAGAAGCCGACUCUACUGGGUCAUAUAGAAAACUGUCAUCAAAGUGGCCAAGUGGAAGUGUCAGCUGUGGAAACUAUCAAUAGCAACAUAGUGACUGUGUCCGAUAACUCGCCCUGUAUAAUGUUCUGGCAAAGGCAGACUGAUAACAUAAACAAUCCUUAUUGUAAAACAAGUAUUUCCCUAUCAGGUGUGAUUGGCUGCAGAUGUCUGGCUGCCAGUAAAUGUGAGACCCAGUUGGCUGUAGGGCUUAAUGGAAAUAGUAAGCCUCUUUUACUAGAUGUCACUACGAAUAAAAUAUUAAUAUCGCCAAGUGAGAGUAUGAACAGCAAGCAAGUUGUGAGAGACAUACGAUGGCGGGAUGACAACACUUUCGUCUAUGUCACACAUUCGUCAGCUUUGGGAAUGAUUGAUACUAGAGUGGGACACACAGUUUACGAAGCAAUGGAUCCGUUUCAAUCUUCCCUAUAUUGUGUGAGGACAGACUCGGACAAUGCAGUUGUUGUUGGUUGCGCAGAGUAUUCCCGCUGUGUGUUGUAUGACGUACGACAGACUUACAGACAUGUGCAGAUAUACUUUACACAGAAAAAGAUGUCGCCUGUCUACAGUAUGGAUUUCGAUACAAGCAAGCUGAUCGCCGCUGCGGAUCGUGGGGUGGCGGUUCUUAACUUUAACGUCAGCUCCGCCACUACCGCUCCGAAAGAUUAUUCACACGCGUUUCAAUGAAUAUGAUGAUGUUAAUAAAAUGUAUAAGUAUUAGUCUUA
Aricia agestis (brown argus) is the source of this 1452-nucleotide messenger RNA. RefSeq names its product F-box/WD repeat-containing protein 4. The record is from RefSeq and is a predicted model, not a curated record. Gene Ontology annotation, molecular function: protein binding. The coding region runs from base 160 to 1413 and encodes 417 amino acids. Gene Ontology annotation, biological process: SCF-dependent proteasomal ubiquitin-dependent protein catabolic process. The transcript has 8 exons. Gene Ontology annotation, cellular component: SCF ubiquitin ligase complex. Lineage: Eukaryota; Metazoa; Arthropoda; Insecta; Lepidoptera; Lycaenidae.